Pseudovirgaria hyperparasitica is the source of this 2460-nucleotide messenger RNA. RefSeq names its product Noc2-domain-containing protein. Gene Ontology annotation, biological process: ribosomal large subunit biogenesis. Gene Ontology annotation, cellular component: nucleolus; nucleoplasm; Noc1p-Noc2p complex. The coding region runs from base 45 to 2297 and encodes 750 amino acids. The record is from RefSeq and is a predicted model, not a curated record. NCBI's taxonomy places the organism in Eukaryota, Fungi, Ascomycota, Dothideomycetes, Acrospermales, Acrospermaceae. The transcript has 3 exons.
CCGCAACCAACAUCUCGCCAACGGCGACGCGAUACGCUUCAAAGAUGCCCCAGUCAAAAGCGACAAAGAAAUUCGAGAAGAAUCGCCUUGGUGAUGUUCUCAAACGCCGAAAAGAAUUCAAGAAAAUCAAACAACGUGAACAGAAGAAUGCCAAAAGGAAGGAGAGAGCUCGAGAGGACGGAGAAACAGAUGGCAACGACGCCGAGAAGAAGCGCAGCAAACCUAAUGACGAUGCGCUUAACUCUAUGAGUGUGGACGACUUCUUCGCUGGAGGUUUCGAAAUACCACAAGACCCGAAGAAUCGCAAACGAAAACGUACAAUGCCACCGGAGGAUGAGUCAGUGUCUACCAAGAACCAUGAAGAUACCGAGAGAGUGGAAGUUCCAGUCGACACCGAGUCAGAUUCGGACGACGGCUUGACUCACCAAGAGCAGCUUUCAAUGCUUGCCAAGAAUCAACCAGAGUUUUUCAAGAAUUUGCAAGACGAGGCGCCCAAGUUGCUUGACUUUGAUGAGGACGCGGAAAUGGAUGGUCUUGUCUUCAGCGACAGUGAAGCAGACGAUAGUGGCAACCAGACGAAGAAGAAAUCGGCAUUAAAGAAGGCCGAGGAAGACUCAAGCGAGGACGAAGAUAAGGAGAUGGCAAAAGAGGUCAAAAUACCUCAGGUGAAACAGUGGACCAAGUCUAUGUUAGAGUCAAAUUCGUUGCGAACUGCAAGAGAGGUCGUUACUGCGUUUAGGGCUGCUACACGUAUAGACGAUGAAGAUUCUGGAAAAUUCAAAUACACCAUAUCGGAUUCUGAAGCAUACCAUGCGCUUAUCAUGACGGCUCUUAAAAAUAUACCAACGCUACUUCAACAUCAAGUACCAUACAAGGAGAGGUCCGAUGGUAGAAUUCAAUUAUCAACGGAGUCGAAGAAGUUCAAGACAGUCUCGCCUAUCAUAAAGACUUUUGUCAACUCGAUUCAACAGCUUCUGGAAGACUUAUCUGAUGAUGCUACCCUCAGAGUCACCCUCACAGCUGUGCAAAAUGUCGCGCCGUAUACCCUGACACACAAGAAGCUAGUCAAGGAUCUCGUAAAAUCUAUUGUCGAAAUUUGGUCUGAUGCUUCUAACAGCGAGGCUGCGCGCAUUGCAGCGUUCCUAGUCCUACGAAAGUACACUGUAAUCGGCGAUACAGGCAUUCGGGAGUCUGUCCUUCGCGCAACCUACCAGGGUCUCGUCAAAGGCAGUCGUAACACCACGAUACACACCAUACAGGGUGUCAACCUGAUGAAGAAUUCUGCCGCUGAGCUCUGGGGAAUAGACGCCGGGGUGGGCUACACUACAGGUUUUACCUUCAUUCGACAGCUUGCGAUACACCUUCGCUCUAGUAUCACCAAAAAGGAGAACGAGUCGUACAAGAAAGUCUAUAACUGGCAAUACGUUCACUCUUUGGACUUCUGGUCACGUGUCAUAUCCCUAUUCUGCGACAACCUGCGCGAGGCUAUGUCUGGGAAAGAGUCUCCCCUACGGCCCCUGAUAUAUCCUGUCGUGCAAGUCACGCUUGGUGCCCUUAGAUUGAUCCCAACAUCGCAAUAUUUCCCCCUUCGCUUUCAACUCAUACGAUCCUUGUUGCGUAUCACUCGCACAACGGGAACAUACAUCCCCCUCGCUGCUUCAUUAUACGAGGUCCUGAACAGCGCAGAGAUGCGAAAGGCUCCGAAGCCUAGUACGCUCAAAGCACUGGAUUUCAGCAUAAAUAUACGUACCCCGGCGUCGUAUCUGAGGACCCGCAUUUACCAGGAGGGUGUCGGCGAGCAAGUAGUGGAACUCUUCUCCGAAUUUCUCGUGCAAUGGGCGAGGUCCAUCGCCUUUCCGGAAUUAGCCUUGCCAGUUAUAGUCAUGUUGAAGCGCUGGCUGAAAGAGACGGGCUCUAAAGCUAGUGGUAAUAAGAACGGUAAGGUCAAUGGGGGAAUUUCGUUACUUGUACAAAAGCUUGAAGCAAACUCAAAAUGGAUUGAGGAGAAGCGAGCAAAGGUCGAAUUUGCGCCUGAAAAUCGUGCUGGAGUUGACGGAUUCUUGAAAGAGUGCGAGUUCGAUAAGAGUCCCUUGGGCGCUUACGUUGUGACACAGAGGAAACAAAGGGAAGAGAAGCAAAAGAUAAUCGAGCAAGCACGAAGAGAUGCAGAAAACGAUAGGAAGGCGAAGACGAAUAUGGAGGAUCAAGAAGAAGCUGACGGUGUCGAGAUCAAUGGUGACGACGACAGUGAUGAAGAGGUGGCUGAGCAGGGAAAGAAUAGUGAUGAGGAUGAUUGAAACUGAGACACUAGGACGAAAGUGUGGACGGUCCUUCCAUGCCCUAUUCGAUUACACAGAUGGCACAGGCCAGAUUCUGUGGAAGUUGAAGCUACAAAUAGAACAAUACUUUCUCUAGCCCUCAGGCCGUUACUUGUAGACGCAAAAGACCAGUACUUUGAGC